UGACGUCAGUGAGCUGACGUGUCACGUGAUCAGCCCCUCCCCCUGCGUGAAUCCAUAGAAGUCUGCUGUAAAAUGGAUGUCAAGCUGGAGGACUGUGAUUCGAAAGAACCCGAGCAGCUUCGGAAGCUGUUUAUUGGCGGCCUGAGCUUUGAAACCACAGAGGAGAGUUUACGGGCCCAUUUUGAGGAAUGGGGUACACUCACAGACUGCGUGGUGAUGAGAGACCCCGGCAGCAAGCGGUCAAGAUGCUUUGGCUUUGUGACCUACUCCUCUGUGUUGGAGGUUGACGAGGCAAUGAAAGCAAGGCCUCAUAAAGUAGAUGGUCGAGUUGUUGAACCCAAGAGGGCCAUGUCCAGAGAGGACUCCAAUAAACCAGGGGCUCAUCUGACAGUGAAGAAGAUAUUUGUGGGCGGUAUCAAGGAAGACACUGAAGAGCACCAUAUCCGAGACCAUUUCAAGAAAUAUGGAACAAUCGAAUGCAUCGAAGUCAUGGAGGAGCGCUCCACCGGAAAAAAGAGAGGAUUCUGCUUUGUCACUUUUGAUGAUCAUGACACUGUAGACAAAAUUAUCGCUCAGAACUACCACACCAUCAACUCGCACAAUUGUGAAGUCAGGAAAGCGCUGUCAAGGCAAGAAAUGAAUGUGUUGUCCAAUAACAGGGGAAGGAGUGGAGGCUCUAGUAACUUCAUGGGCAGAAGUGAUAACUUCGGAAGUGGUGGAAACUAUGGUCGAGGUGACUAUGGUGGAGGACGAGGUGGAUAUGACGAUUUUGACGGUCCUAGUGGAAAUUAUGGAGGAGGACAAGGAGGUUAUGGAGGUCGGUCCAACUAUAGAAGUGGAAGUCCUGGGUAUGGCAAUCAGGGUGGUGGAUAUCGUGGUGGCUGUGAUGGAGGAAACGAUGGAGGUUACAGAGGGGGUGGAAAUUACAAUGAUUUUGGAGGCUAUGGUAGUGGCCGUCAGUCCAGCUAUGGGCCCAUGAAGGGAAACAGUUUAGGAGGCAGAAACUCAGGUGGACCAUAUGGAGGCGGCUAUGGCUCUGGAGGAAGCAGCGGCGGUGGUGGCGGUGGUGGAUAUGGAUCACGGCGCUAUUAGAUAUUAUGUCGGCUUCAGUUCUUACGAUGAGCAAAGGAAUUGUCAGGAAAGCUGCAGGUUACAUUGAGGCUGAAAGCAUUAGAGCAACACACAAGUCAGACAGCUAACUGGGACAUGUUUAUUGAAGAAGGACUGUACAUUAUAAUGAAGACAUGAUUCCCUGAUCUUAUUGUCAUAGAUGUUUGCCUGCGAAGCAACUUUUCCCCUUUGUGCGUCUGAGGUGAUGCGUAUCGUGCUUGCGGUGUCAGGGGUUAAGCAUAAUUUGCUUUUUUUUAUCUACGCUAAAGACCGCAUUGUUUCAUAUGGUUUAGCUUUCUGUUGAUCAAAGUCUUUUUAACCUGGUUCUUGUCACUUAGCACAGUUGAGUUAGACCCCUUACAAUUGUGUUGGAAAAAUCCUUUCUAUGUUUUUGAUUGUGUGUAUGUGUGAAGCCCAGUAACACAGGUCCCUCAAAGAAAUUAAGAUUAGGGAACUGUAGUCUGUUCAAAUAUUUCCAUCAGCUGACAAGAUCAAAUAAAAUUGUUUUAUAAAGUAA
Nerophis lumbriciformis (worm pipefish) is the source of this 1627-nucleotide messenger RNA. It is a transcript of the gene hnrnpa3, whose product is annotated as heterogeneous nuclear ribonucleoprotein A3. Gene Ontology annotation, cellular component: catalytic step 2 spliceosome. Gene Ontology annotation, biological process: mRNA splicing, via spliceosome. The record is from RefSeq and is a predicted model, not a curated record. Gene Ontology annotation, molecular function: mRNA 3'-UTR binding. Lineage: Eukaryota; Metazoa; Chordata; Actinopteri; Syngnathiformes; Syngnathidae.